CCGAGGAAAGAGAAAGGUUAACUUACGAAAGGAGAGGGACGGCCUUCUGGGUAGGACUACUAAACUGGAGGGGAUCCUGAAGAAGAUAUGGGAAGUAGGAAGGAACGACAUCGAGAUGGACGUACGGGUUAAUGAGGAGGGAUACGAUCCAACACUGAUGGGGGGCAUGGGCGAUGACGAGGAGCAGGAAUUGAGGAUGCUCUUGGAAAACCAGUCUCUCCCCCCUCCACCAGAGGAGGAUGAGGAUGAUGAUCGUGGGGAUCGCAGGAAUGGAUUUAUCUUCAUAGCCUCAGCACACAGGGUUGAAAGGGAGGCUGGGCGCAAUCACGAUCGGGUAUGGGUGAAAGGGGGUUUUAACAACCUCCCACCUAUCAAUGUAAAGGGUUGGAGAUUCUUGGCGGAUCUCUCAAAGAAAGAGCUAGAGGAUUGCCGGAAAAAAGCGCUUGUAGGUACACUUGAUUACGCCGGUACCACCCCGCACUAUGGAGGGAAGCUUGCCUUUCCCACCAUGAGCGUUAUCGACCCCACGAAAUGUGUGCACCCCAACCCGACGGGUGGUGACGGCGGUUCGGGGGGCAAUAACUUCGUUCCUGGGAGCGACGUGCAGAUGGCCGAGCAGCGCAAGAAGUCGAGAGUGUGGCGUCAUGUGACGCAGGGUCAGAGGUUGGGAACAUGGGAGAAGAGGCAUUGGGACUAUAAGCUGCGCUGCAAUUAUUGCAAGCAUGUCUGGCAGGGGAAUUUGUUCAAGGCACAACGCCACUUCACGCAGUUGAAGAGGUGCUCGGCGGCGACGAUGGACGUGUUCGUUGACCUUUGGAACCACACAGAUUACGAGUUCGAGAAGCGACAUCACCGCGGUAUCGUGGCUUACAUGAGGGAGCACAAUGUCGUGGAUAGACGAGCUGUGGACGUCCAGCGAGGCAGUGGCAGGGGGAGGACGGGAGCGUUGCAGUCGCAAGCAAAGGAGCUCGAUCCUGUGGAUGAGGUGGAGAGGUUCCUGGACGAGGAGGCCAGGCGAGCAGAGGCUGCAGAGGGUAGAAAGACAGCUAGAGCAUAGGAUUUAGCGGGGGAGGAGGUGGUCCUGACUGCGCGAGGGAGAAGCGCCGCUCACCAUCAUGAGGGGGACGCAUCAGGCCCAUCGGGGAAGAGGCCGGUGGGCAGUGGAGUUGAGGGCAUGCCGCAGGCGCACAAGA
Messenger RNA from Chara braunii, 1193 nucleotides. Lineage: Eukaryota; Viridiplantae; Streptophyta; Charophyceae; Charales; Characeae. The record is from the annotation of a GenBank genome assembly.